AUGAUGAUAGUCCACAUUACCGGACUGGAAUUAUUCAGAAGAAGAAGAGGUCGAUGACUGUUGAUUGGUCUGAGUACAGAAGGACCUGCAGAGCAAAACCAGUACCUGAGGAUAUUGAGUUCAUAUUAGAUGCCUGUAAAUUUGCAUCGAACCUACCAGAUCAGUUGUUUUGACACUUAGUUGUUCCGUAGAUCCUCGAAUAAGAAGGCCAUUGUGAAACAACUUUCACAGCAAGGAUCUGAGUUACAUGUGACAUUGGAGCUGUCGAGGAUUUUCUAAAAGUUUGCUCCGGUCGAAGAUAUGGAGGGAGCAGGAAGGCUAGACGAGGCAAAUCAGGGCGAGGUGAUCUUGGUCGUCACUCAAUUGACAACUAGCAAUUCCGGAAUAUUUCACUUUUCGGGUAUUAUAGUGUGAGCCAGUGGCGCAGUUUCAUAAUUUGUAGGAUAAAAGGUCGUGAAUGAAUUUUGGUGGCGUGAUGAGAGAGCUGGAGCUUGGUAUUUGUUAGGGUUUAGGAAGUAUGGGGCGGCUGGCGAUUCAAGAAAAUGGCUGGGGAAGGUAAUCGGUUCAGUAAAUUUUGUCGAUUUUUUUGAUGAUUUUAGGUCCAAGGGUUUGAUUGAUCCACGGAGAUAGAGUUGUUUUCACGAGAAAUAUGGUUUCCGACUGGAGACCACAUAUUAGUAGCAAGCCCUCAUACUUCUCCUGUUCCUGUACAGGAUAGUAUUUAGAGUAGGAAGUCAAAAAGCAUCAGCCACAGUUCAGUAGUAGCCGUUCCAGAGGAUUAGUAUUGGGUACAUCGUAUUUUCUCAGCUAAUAUAAAUUCUCCUACAUUUUCACUGAGAUUUGGGGGUGCCGCUUCUUCCUAUCCUGGAUUAGUUUGGAUAGAGGAGCUGAGCAAGAUUUCGUAAUUACUCUUCAGGUUGGAGGUAUGUGACACCCAGUUAACCGGAGUCAGAGACUGACUCUCUCUGGUGACUCAGUAAGGAAAAGUUCUCACGUUUCGGAGACACCUGCCGGAAAUUUUUAUCAUCACAGGAUUUGCCUUAACAACUAUGCUUUCCAAUUGUUGAGCUCCCCUUGUUGCAAAGAAAUUUAGCCUUCCAACAGAGAAUUGAUUGAUAUUACGUCUUGUAUGGUGUAGCUUAAAUAAGCCCAUUUCUGUGGCGUCUGUAAAUUUUGUGAAGGGUUUCGACGUUAUGGCAAGCUGCCUCUCACUGUGACCCGACAAAUUAAGUAGUUUGCUGCAGUUGGUCUAGUCUAAGACAUGGAAGGAGAAGUAGCUUCGUCUGUUUCAACCUCGAAUGAUCUCGUGCCCGAAAGUCUCUUGGGCUCCGAGGGAUUCAAAGCUCCUCGAUGGCGAACACGGGUCACAGCUGCCGAGCGUGCAGUCCAACCUUUUGUCAAGAAUGACGGGCUUUCUUCUUCGAACUCAGAUCUGAACUUUAAACUAUACGAGCAGUUGUCACAACAAUUGGUUUAUGAUCUUGCUCUCCACGACUCUCACUGGCAGGUUCGAGUUGCUGCAAUCGAGUCCGCAACCACGAUCCUAUCAGCUCUGAGGGACUCACUUUCUGCAAACUCGUUUGCUGAGAAUGUGUGGGGACUACUUGCGACAUGUUUGGAUCCACAACCGGAAGUCCAACAGGUUAUUUUUCGGUGCAUAUCACAAAUACUCUUGCCCUCCUCCCCGCAUGAAGUGAACACAGCUGUUUUAGCCCUAUGCGAUCGCUUCGUCGAGGCAACAAUUGGACAUCCUGCUAUGCAAGUGCAAUAUCCAGAAUCAGCUAAGAGUCACUCCGGACGAGAGUUUUCAGGCCUGGACAAUUUUCCCAACGGUCAAAUUCUUCUGUCUGGGCUGACUGCCGCUGCUUAUCUGCAGCUUCUGCCUCUGCCUAAGUUGAACAGAGAGCCUCCUCAACAACAAGAAUUAGAUAUGGUGCCUCUUCUUGUGAUAGUCGUGGGUGGAGCUCUGGAGGACGCUUGUAAGAGAAAUAACCGCGUGCUUGUCAAAGGGCUGAGAAUGUGCUUGAGAUGCCUGGGAUCGGGAGUUUACCGGAAGUCCCUUGUAUCCAUGCUCAAUAGAAACCGCAGCUACUAUCUGCUUGGCACGAAACCCCCUAGAACAUACACUAAAACAGGCAGAUUUGAUGAAGAAAUUGCCGACGCCCUUGGGGCCGCAAAACUUGCACCAAGUUUGAAGGCACUAGCUAUCGCUUUUGGAGCUUUUGAUGCCGAAGAAUUAGUGUUCGACUUUCCUGUACCUGAGAAUGAUGAAGAAAAUUCUGUCAGAAAGUCCAACCUUGGUGAAGAAGACUUCAUUGUUUUGCAACAUAUUUUGGAGGUGAUGCAUGUGCCCUCUGUUCUUACCUCUACUGCGAAGGAUGACACAGUCGGGACUAAGUGCCGAGACUUUCUCGAAAUAAGUUCUCCCCUUCUCAAAAUUGUGAAGUCUAUCCUUGAUGGCAAGGAUUGGCAUUUGGGCACCGAGCCGUAUGAAAGAAAACUGGUGGAAGACUUGGUUCUUUGCUGUGCUACUUUUGCUGGCGGUGACGGUGAUAAUGUGGGGUCUGUGCUUUGGACUAGUGACGAACACCGUGAGCUGGCUAUUAGCUUGUUAGUUUCUCUGCAUAACUCCUUGCGCUGGUGUCAUGGCCCAGGCACGGGGUUAGGCUUAGAUAGGAAUAGUUCAUCUUCAAAAUGCAUUUCCAGCGUGGUUUCAGAAAACCUACUGUCAUUGCUGUCAACACUGAAGGAGAUCAUUAAGGGGGAUUCUGGGGAAAGUGGCGAAAGGACUAGCUACGCCAAUGGAAGUGUGGACUCGUCUAUUGUCGCUGCCCAUCAAAUGGACUGGAUUGUGAGGCAGUUGGAGCAAGCAGACCUUGAAUCACACAGGUCCUUGAUAAUCCCUUGCCUUCUGACAGCCUUGGAUCACUUUUCUCCAGAAGUUAAGAGACGAGCCAUGAGAAGUUUUCUUCAUGUCGCGAGGAAUAUGAAUCCCAAGGAGUUUCGAUGGAAUAAAGAUGUUAUUCUCGAAGCAGUAUCUCGAAGUUUGGUUGGAUGCGAAGACCUUUGGCCAGUUGCCGUGAAGCUAGCUAUAGCAACGGUGACUCGCUGUGAAGGAAGUAAUCCCCGUAGUCCGUGGUAUAGACAAUUUCUCGGAGAAAUGCUAAACGAGCUAGAAAGGCAUAGGGACGAUCAAGCAAGGCGAGUAAUCUGGCUUCAAGAAGUCACACCACUGAUGGAGGCUAUGGGGCUGGUUCUAGUUGCACACUUCAGCAGACUCUUACCAUUGUUGUAUUAUUGGCUGCACGCGCCAGACGACUUAACCUGCCUUUUGGCCCUUUCCAGACUUCGUACUGUGAUAAUUUAUACCUGGCCACGAGUUCCUGCACAUAUAAAAAGAUUCACGGACGAGGCUGUGGAGGCAUAUUUUGAGUCGAGCACUAGGAAAUUGGUUGUAGACGUACAGAGCGCUGCAAUGGAGGUUCUCCAGCUUCUAAAUCUUUGUGGCGGGCUGGAAAUUGAAGAUGCUUUAGACGCUCGUCCAAAGCAUCGGUGACUCGUCCGGCCUUUUCUUCAAGCCUGAAUUUUUAUACAAAGGCGGAGAGUGUCUGAUGGAAACAGCUGCGGUGCAUGGGCUUGUAUCAUUGGGAUCGACAUAUAGGGGGAUAAACCCUACGCUGAACCAGAACGCAGUGGAUUGUUUUUUCUAGACGUUUUAUGAAGGAGAGUCGGUAUAUCCCAGUGAACAGCACAGGAGUUGGUGCGCAGGUCUCUUCUUCAAUCAACUCUGUCAAGUUGCCCAUGUUCUGGCAGGUACAGGAUUGUGCCUGUGUACCAAGCUGAAGGAUCGUUCGAACUGAAUUCAUCUUCUUAGAGCAUUAACACUCUUGUAGCUUAUGAGGAAGAUCAACACAAAAUGUUGGCAUUGGUUAGGAGACGACUUCGAUCAUUGACACGAGGUCCAGGUCGAAAGGCGAAUUUAGAACUCGGUGUCACGGGUGGAGCCAAGCAGCUAAUGGGAAGGUUGUCAGAUCCACUUAUAUGUGACUUCAGUCCUUUUUCUUUCUACUUCUUCUCAUUCACUCGUAGAGGUCCCUCACAAGUUCUGGACUUUUCGUUCGAUUUCAAUGAAUUACAUCAUGAAUCAGAUUGUAUAGACGUACUAACAUCGACGCCCACAAAAGCCGUGGUUGUAAAUUAUUGAAAAGUUCGAUUUUGACUAAAGCCGUAAAUUUCCUAUAU
Messenger RNA from Marchantia polymorpha subsp. ruderalis, 4242 nucleotides. Lineage: Eukaryota; Viridiplantae; Streptophyta; Marchantiopsida; Marchantiales; Marchantiaceae. The record is from the annotation of a GenBank genome assembly.